GGUGUCGAAGUUCUGCGCCACACCCAGCGUUCUUCAGGAGAUGCUGCAGUUAGGUGUGGUGUCAAAGCUGUGCUUGGUGCUUCAAGUGGACUGCAGCAGCAAAAUAAAAGAGAGGGCCAUAGAAGUUCUUAAGUUGCACGCUCGAGCAUGGAAGAAUUCUCCCUGUAUACCAGCGAAUCUGCUUUCUUCAUAUCCUGCUUGAGAAAAGGAUGAAGGAGAGAGAGAAAUUGAUUCGUUACUUGGGAAUUUCUUAGAAUAGCCAUUUUUUGUUUGGUGUACAUAAUUGUUUAGUGUAAGAUCAGGUUAGAUAGGAGACAAAUAUAUACAUAGGCGAAAAAUUAGCCACAAAUAUAGUUAAAUGCAGAUGAGAUUCGGGGAAAUUGAUCAAUUAAUUUCUUACAAAGUUUAGUUCUCAUCAGUCUGUUGCCAAAUCAUUAGGUUCACACUUGACUCUGCUCUCCAAAUUGCCUGAAUUAGUAAAUUCCUUUUCUAAAA
Messenger RNA from Rubroshorea leprosula, 495 nucleotides. NCBI's taxonomy places the organism in Eukaryota, Viridiplantae, Streptophyta, Magnoliopsida, Malvales, Dipterocarpaceae. The record is from the annotation of a GenBank genome assembly.